AGGACUGUGUCAAAAUUUCUUCCUUUUCCAAAAUUCCAAAUUUCCACAUUUUCAAAAAUGGCCCCAAACCGAAUCUUCCACCUGGAACUCCUCGUCGAUGAACUGCAAAUGUUCUCCCGACCACAAGUUGUCGAGGACCCGGCAAAACCGACUUUGUCGGAGAAGCGAGCUUCGCUGGAUAAACCGGCUUCUUCGGAUAAGCGAGCUUCGCUGGACAAAUCCGCUUUAACGGAUAAACCUGGGUCCAAACGAGCUUCUUUGGACAAGCCGACUCCCUUGGAUAAACCAGCGUCAUCGGACAAACCCUCGGAAACUCCCACUCUCAAAUCAACCGAGGAUCCCCCAUGCGAAACCUGUCCGGAACGGUGCAUCCGACUCCAGCUGAACCACCUGGCCCGCUGUGAGGUCUGCGAGAAGGACUUUGGCUCCAAGCUGGACAUAGAACGGUCCAAAAUGGGCGAAAACUGCAUGUUCACCCUGUCCGAUGCGGACCUCGCCGGAGAUCCGCUGACGUUCCGCAUCUCCGCGGUCGAGAAGCAACCCAAGGGUCCAAGCAAAGUGCUCGGAACUUGGGAGGAGCCCGCGACGGAGCUGUUCCAGAAGCUGGCCAAGAGCUACGACGAUGCCAACGCGAAGAAGGAGCAAAAGUCCGAGACUUCUGUCCUGUCCACCGACUCGUGCGCCCGGCACAGCAAACCGGUGUCGGAUAUGAUCAAGUCGUUGUUUCCGCUGCAAACGGAACAGGAAGUCACGAUCGGAUGUGUCGUGUUGACGCUGCGAAUAGCGUGCUUGGGACCACGCAUAACCCAGAAGGUCAUGUUCGGCGCGAAGGAGUCCCAAACGGCCAUCACCUGCUUCAAGUCGGUCGUCCAGGAUGACCAAGAGGAGCGCUUCAUGAAGUGCGUCGCGUACGACGCCGUCAACCAUCCACAUCCGGUCAUUUGUGGACCCUGCGAGGACAAGCUACCUCCGAACCCGCCGGCGUCGGUCUGCAGCCUGGAGAAGAUCCCGUGCUCGCCGUACGACGAGUACACGGCGGAGCUGAACGGGAACGCGAUCUGCGUGCGCGUUGAGAAGAACUCCGACAUCAAGGUUAGGUUGGACGGAGAGCAGAAUGGAGGUUGCACCCAAGGGUGUUGGACCUCCCUCACCCUUCCGGAGGGCGUCUACGCCCUCGAGGAGCGCUACGUCCAGCGGCAGGAAAACGCCUGCCGUCUUCCGGUGAUCCGCGGUAACCUCAAGUACCCCGCCGAGCAGUGGCAGUCCGACUUUAUGAUGUGCAAGCGCAAGCAACCGAUCCGAGCGGAAGACCUGCGCAAACGCCCCGACCCCACCCGCUCGGUUUGCAUGCAAACCCGCGACCCGGAACUUCCCGUCACCUCGACCCCGUGCGGUAUCGAGAUCUGCCGCAAGGGCUACCACGAUCCGAACGUGGACGUGUUCGUGCUGAAGCUGGGCAAGAACAAGACCUCCCGCGAUGCGGACGCUACCAAUCAGAUCGAGCUGGAGCUGAGGACGCCGAAAGGACCGAUGGUCGAGAAGCGCCCCAAGGAGACGCGCGGCGUGCAGGUCAUCGAGGAGGAGUUUGAAGAUCUGAAGAAGCCGGCGCCGCCGGCGGAGGAAAAGGGAAAGAAGGGCAAAAAGGGCGGCAAGAAGGGUGACAAGAAGGGCGAAAAGAAGGGCAAAAAGAAGUAGACUCGACUGUCAUUUC
Molecule: messenger RNA, 1711 nt
Organism: Culex quinquefasciatus (southern house mosquito)
Lineage: Eukaryota; Metazoa; Arthropoda; Insecta; Diptera; Culicidae
Exons: 2
Coding region: 58-1695 (545 amino acids)
Source: RefSeq, a predicted model, not a curated record